Messenger RNA from Microthlaspi erraticum, 399 nucleotides. The record is from the annotation of a GenBank genome assembly. NCBI's taxonomy places the organism in Eukaryota, Viridiplantae, Streptophyta, Magnoliopsida, Brassicales, Brassicaceae.
AUGGGUGGCUGUGCGAGUAGACCCAAGGAAUCAGACAUGAACAACGAAGAAAGCUCAGUUCCUAACAAGACUGUGUCUGAAACCGUAGUAGCCAAGGAGAUCAACACAGAAGAAAGCGGUGCUGAAACAACUGCUGUGGAAGCUAAGGAGACAUCUCCGGUCGAACCGACCGAGGAAACAGCUCCUGCUGCUGAAGCAGAGGUUGUAGCAGCCGUGGAAGAGUCAUCUUCUGCUGAUGAGGCUGAACCAGCACAUAUGAAAGUAGCGGCUGAACCAGAAACCGUUGAGUCAGUGGUUGCGGAAGCUGCACCCGAAAAGGUGGAGGUUGCUGCAGAAGCUGAGAAAGCGGCAGAGGUUGAGCCAGUAAAGGAAGAGAAAGAAGUUGUUGUCGCCGCUUGA